AAGUGUGUGCUUUCACAAUGUUGGAGAACAAAGAAAAUGGCUUUGUGAUUGUGGUACUCAAAUUCUCAGAAAGUUCAGCUAAAAUCUACAGGUACUCCUGUCAAUACUGGAGUUCUCCUUCUCUUUCCACUGUGUGGCAGAACUUUUAAAGAGAAGGAAGGUCUGAGUUUAAGAGUGCUGGAAUAACACUCCUAUUGUAAUUUUUGGCAUUUUACCAUUUGGAAGUUUAUUUUCUCCUUUUAUGUAUAUUCCAAUUCCUUGCUCUGGUUUUGCAACAUUAAAUGUAGGAUUUAAGGAUUUUACACUGUAUUCUAAUCCCCCUGCCCCCCAGUAUCACAACCUUCUUUUCUAAUGGGGGUCACCCCGUCUCCCUUUGUGCCCUUCUGGCCUCCUGAUUCCAUAUAGAGUAAGCCUAGUGAGACCCAAGGUCAUCAGCUCCUGCCUUUGUGCUAGGACAGGCAAACAACCCAGGCCAAUCGCUAACCUGGUUUUUAAAAACCUCCAAUCAGAGAAGACCCACAACUGCUUUUUGUGCACUGGUGCCCUGUGCAACUGCACACUGGAAAUGUCUUUCCCUAGCUCUGUGCAUCCUUAUCUCACUGUUCUAUUUUCUUCCUCAUGUGAACUAACCCUUUCUUAGUUUUCGCUGAACUUCUAGGCCUUCUCUUCCUAGAAAUGGUGGAGGACGAAUGUUCUCUGUGAACAGCCAAGAUAGCAAGAAUCAACCCUCAUUUUUCCUUGGGAAGGCUGAUAGUUUAAAAGGUUUGUUGUGGCUCUGUCAAAAACAUUCCCAGCUUGUCACCAACUCUUCUCUUCUACUGCUACCCUCUGGAGACCACUUGGACUCCGAAACGGACAGGACAGAGAAUUCAGGAAACCAUGCAUCAUGUCAGCGGGGGCCGAGUGCAGACUUUAAGCUCUGUUCGGCAUGUGCACGCCUCAGAGAAAUGACCUGUCGGGACAAGCCUGGGCGACUUAUAAACUGGUUCUUCUGCGCCCUGUGCGGCCCGCGGGCGCGGAAGCUCUGGAGCAGCCGGCGUCCCAGGACCCGGCGGAACCUGUUGCUGGGCACGGCCUGUGCGAUCUACCUGGGCUUCCUGGUGAGCCAGGUGGGGAGAGCCUCUGUCCAGCACCCGCAGGCAGUUGACAAGGGGCCAUCCCGCGGCCGGGACACCGCCGAGGCCCCCUUCCCAGAGAUCCCUCUGGAUGGGACUCUGGCCCCGCCCGAGACCCAGGGCAAUGGGACCACCCUGCAACCCAACGUGGUGUACAUUACCCUACGCUCCAAGCGCAGCAAGCCUGCCAAUAUCCGUGGCACGGUGAAACCCAAGCGCAGGAGGAAGCAUGGGGUGGCAGCUGUGGGCCCUGGGCAGGAGGCAGUGGCUGGACCAUCCCUUCAGCCUCAGGAAGCCGCAAAAGCAGCCGACGCUGAAGUGCCUGGGUACGUGCAGGGAGGACCCCUAGUCAAGGCUGGAGAGCGACCCUGGAGGUUGGUGCGAGGUCCUGGAGUUCGAGUGGCCAGUUCCCCCUUGCAGCUGCCCAGGGCCAGAGAGAGCAACAUCAGGAUCUACAGCGAGAGCGCCCCCUCGUGGCUGAGCAAAGAUGACAUCCGCAAGAUGCGCCUGCUGGCAGACCAAGCGGUGGCCGGGCUCCAGCCAGUGUCCUCUAAUAGUGGUGCCCGCCUGCUGGUGAUGGAGGGGAGCAGCGCUGGCUCUGUGCCCCGCUGUGGCCCUAGUCCCUGUGCGCUGCUCAAGCAGCCUUUGGACAUGAGUGAGGUGUUUGCCUUCCACCUGGACAGGAUCCUGGGGCUCAACAGGACCCUGCCAUCUGUGAGCAGGAAAUCAGAGUUCAUCCAAGAUGGCCGCCCGUGUCCUGUCAUUCUCUGGGACUCAUCUUUAGCUCCAGCAAGCAAUGAUACCCACUCUUCGGUUAAGAUCACCUGGGGAACUUAUCAGCAAUUGUUGAAACAGUGCUGGCUGAAUGGCCGAGUCCCCAAACCUGAGUGGGGCUGCACUGCAGUACAUCACCAUGAGUGGUCCAAGAUGGCUCUCUUUGAUUUUUUGUUACAGAUUUAUAAUCGUUUAGAUACAAAUUGCUGUGGAUUCAGACCACGCAAGGAAGAUACCUGUGCACGCAAUGGAUUGAGGCCAAACUGUGAUGAACCAAAUUCUGUGGCUCUAGCACACAUUGUCCAGCGAAAGCAUGAUCCAAGACAUUUGGUCUUUAUAGACAAUAAGGGCUUCUUUGACAGAAGUGAAGAUAACUUAAACUUCAAACUGUUGGAGGGCAUCAAAGAGUUUCCUGAAUCUGCAGUUUCUGUUUUGAAGAGCCAGCACUUACGGCAGAAACUCCUUCAGUCUCUCUUUCUUGAUAAAGUUUACUGGGAAAGUCAAGGAGGUAGACAAGGAAUUGAAAAGCUUAUCGAUGUCAUAGAACAGAGAGCCAAAAUUCUUAUCACCUACAUCAAUGCACAUGGGACCAAAGUAGUACCUAUGAAUGAAUGACAAGUGGAUCUUAUGGCUAGAUUGAUAGAUACAGUCAUACAUUUUCUGUUUGUUUUAAAACUAACAACAUUAACCUCAAUUCCUUCUAGGAAUGAGGCAUUAUAGAUGAAUACAUAAAAUAAAUAAUUUAACCAAAUAUAUAUGAUGGACCUGUGCACUGUAUGCAGAUUUUAAAAAGUUUUUUAAAAGAUACUGCUCAAAAAUGCUUGUUUGUAUUUUUGUCUAAGGUCAUGACAUCUGUGUCUCAACAUCUUUAAUACAAAAUACUAUUGAUUAUAAUUCUAACUAGCUUUGAAAACAUUUGUUGUGUUAUUUAAUAAGCAGUAUAAGCCAGAGGUAACAAGUCAUUUAUACCAUAUUUUAUAUCAUGUCACAGGUCUGUACUAAUGGAAAUGUUUAUUGAUAGUCUGUUGCUAAUGUUUAAAGCAGCAGCCUCCUCACUGCCCAGAAGCAGUUCUACAUUGGAAAACUGAGGCAUAUGAUCAGAAAGAAAAUCAGAGCCUCUAAAUAUACUCUAAAUAAAAAUGGUGGAUUAAUUGCAAAGCUGCCAGUAUGUUUUCUAUAGUGUUUAUAAUCAGUCUUCUCUGAGCAGCAAGAAUCAUAUAUUCCACUCUGCUUUAGAAAGUUAUUUUAUUGUCAACAUAGAAACAUCCACAUCUAGCAGCUGAUACAUUAGUCAGCUUUGCUCUCUCAAUUUUGAUCCAGUUUAUGACUAGUGGUUUAGAAAUCAAACUAUUCUAAGUUAUGAAGUUACCUAUUUGAAAAUGUACUUUAGAGUAUCUCCUUUUAAUUGAUUUUAAAAAAUUUGUCAUUUUACAAAGAAUAUACUAUUUCUGUAUAUUUUAUUAAUAUACUAGAUUUGUAUUCAGUGUACUUAGAUUAAAUCUGAUUUAACUGCUAUUACUCAGAUAUUGACUCUAAGCCCAGAUAUUGACUGUGUUUAAAUAUAUUGUCUCACUCUUUCCAAUAUGAAACACACAAACAAAGCAAAUUAAAACCUGCCUCUGAUCAAGUCUUCUCAAUGAGGACACAUGAUCUGAACCAAAACAAUGAAUUUGGUCAGUAAGUCUCAAAUUAUCCCCCCAAACAUGAAAGGACUUGGAAAUAGAGUACUUAUGUUUCAGGAUUUUAUGUUCCUGGAAGAUAUCCAAGAUAACCAGGUAAUAGGUUCUCAUAUAGAGGUUUCAAAUCUAGAAUGAACCUUCAUUUUUCUCCCACCCUCAUCUGCCUUAUCCCUUGUUUAAAAGUCAAUUCACUGUUUAGGCAUGGUGGUGCAUGCCUGUCACCCAGCACUCCAGAGGUUGAGGCAGGAGGAUGUUGAGUCUGGGCUAGCCUGCGCUAGUCUCAUUGUCCACUCACUCCAAAAAAAGUUUUAUUUACUGACUUUUUCCUUUCCUUAAAAGUUUAAAAAUACAAAUUAUGAAUUUUUAUAAUACAUCUGUCCUCUCCUCAGUUUUGUUAUUGCUGAAGUGUUCUGGUCAAGGAUGACCAAAUAUCAGUAUGUAUUAAAACUAUCAAUGACUUUACAAUGCAGGCUAGAUUUGAAAAGAAAUACAAAUCUAGAGUCUAAUUUAUUGAAAUGUAUAGAGCAAGUUGACAGAAUUCCAUGUUAGGUAGAAGACAAGAUGGACCAAGAAGAGACGGAUCAUUUGAUUAUCUAAUUAUAACCUAUUCAGGCUUACAUUUAAGAACUAAUAUUUAGCAUCCUUACUUGUCACCCUGGUCCUUGGAAAGUUGAUCUUUUGAAUAGUUGUCUCUUCAGUUUCCCCUCUGUGGCUCUGGGUGUCUCCUCUGCAUCCACAAAUUCAUAGUAUUUGUUGACUACCACUUUUACCUGUUGUCUCUGAGUUUUCUCUCUUAAAUCUUCCUCUUAAUGAAAACUUGGUGCAGUGAAGGAUUGGAAACCCAAUUCUAAAUUGAACUCCUGACUUGAAUUACCAUUUUGGAGAGUUUCCUCAUGCCUUGUCUUAUCACGGUGACGUACUUGCAUUUAAUAUUCUUCUUCCCCUAGAAUUCACCAUCUUAAUUCAAGUUUGUGUUAUCAGUGAUGGGAAUUCCAGACUUUUUCAAAGCUAGCUUUAAUGUGGUCUUAAGCUAUCUUGUUUUAGGGCAUCCUGGUCCUCCCAUGUGUGGUUCUGAGUGUAUUUGCCUCCAGUUACUCCAAAUGCUUAAUACUACGUGAAAAUCCCAGGGACACACGUUUUAGCUACAUUUGCCUUUUAACAUGUAGUUUAUUUUGUAAUCAGUGAAUAAUUCAUGAUGUACUAUUUUUGAAUAAUGGAUAACAAGGGCUAAGCUUUUAAUUCUAAUAAGUAACACUUUUUUUCUUUUCUCAUAUUAAAACAAUGCAAAUACUUUGUGCAUUUCAAAUGCUGUGAUGUGGUUCACAUAAGCACAUUAUGUAGUUUAUUUAUAAUGUUAUGACAAAUUUAAAAAAGGACAAUUUACCUUGGCAGACAUACAAGAAGUUAUUCUUGUGUGAAGCUACUUUCUUUAAGCUGAAGAUAUGAAAAUGAAUA
Molecule: messenger RNA, 5023 nt
Organism: Castor canadensis (American beaver)
Lineage: Eukaryota; Metazoa; Chordata; Mammalia; Rodentia; Castoridae
Gene: Gask1b
Product: golgi associated kinase 1B
Cellular component (GO): Golgi apparatus
Source: RefSeq, a predicted model, not a curated record